Molecule: messenger RNA, 2326 nt
Organism: Archocentrus centrarchus (flier cichlid)
Lineage: Eukaryota; Metazoa; Chordata; Actinopteri; Cichliformes; Cichlidae
Gene: snw1
Product: SNW domain containing 1
Exons: 14
Coding region: 51-1661 (536 amino acids)
Biological process (GO): mRNA splicing, via spliceosome
Cellular component (GO): spliceosomal complex
Source: RefSeq, a predicted model, not a curated record
UAUGCUGUCUUCGCGCAUGCUCAGUUUAUUGCUAAGGAAGAAAGGGGAAAAUGUCUCUGACGAGCUUUUUACCGGCGCCAACCCAGCUGUCGCAAGAUCAGUUGGAGGCAGAGGAGAGGAUCCGGGCCCAGAAGUCCUACUCUACCGCCCUGGUUUCUUCCCGGAGGGAGCCCCCUCCUUAUGGACACAGAAAAGGCUGGAUACCUCGCUCAUUCGAGGACUUCGGAGAUGGAGGAGCUUUUCCAGAGAUUCAUGUGGCUCAGUUUCCUCUGGAGAUGGGUAGAAAGAAGAAGACAUCAAAUGCCCUGGCAGUACAAGUGGAUGCAGAAGGAAAGAUCAAAUAUGAUGCCAUUGCCAGACAAGGACAGGGGAAGGAUAAGGUGAUCUUCAGUAAGUACACAGACCUGCUUCCAAAGGAAGUUCUAAAUGAAGAUGCUCCAGAACUACAGAAGCCGGAUGAGGAGGCCGUACAAGAGCUCACAGAGAAGACCCGUGCAGCCCUGGACAAGCAGGUGUCUCAAAAGAUUGCUGCUGCCAUGCCCGUAAGAGCUGCAGACAAACAAGCUCCUGCACAGUACAUCAGAUACACGCCAUCCCAGCAGGGGGUUGCCUUUAAUUCAGGGGCCAAACAGAGGGUGAUUCGUAUGGUGGAAAUGCAGAAAGACCCCAUGGAACCUCCGCGUUUUAAAAUCAAUAAAAAGAUUCCCCGUGGACCGCCUUCUCCCCCUGCCCCUGUGAUGCAUUCUCCAAGCAGAAAGAUGACAGUCAAGGAGCAGCAAGAGUGGAAGAUUCCACCAUGCAUCUCCAACUGGAAGAACGCUAAGGGCUACACCAUCCCACUCGACAAACGUCUGGCCGCUGAUGGUAGAGGUCUCCAAACGGUUCACAUUAAUGAAAACUUUGCCAAGCUGGCCGAGGCCCUCUAUAUCGCUGAUAGAAAGGCCAGAGAGGCGGUGGAGAUGCGAGCUCAGGUAGAGAAGAAGAUGGCUCAGAAGGAAAAGGAAAAGAAGGAGGAGAAGCUGAGGGAGCUGGCCCAAAUGGCUCGAGAUCGCAGGGCAGGGAUCAAAAGCCACGGUGACAAAGGUGGCGAGGACGGGGAGGCUAGGGAGCGUGACGAGAUCCGCCAUGACAGAAGGAAAGAGAGGCAGCACGACAGGAACAUUUCCAGAGCUGCUCCUGAUAAGAGGUCGAAGCUGCAGAGAGAUCAGGACAGGGACAUCAGUGAGCUUAUCGCUCUGGGCAAGCCCAACCCUCGUUCCUCUAGCGAGGUGCAGUACGACCAGAGACUCUUCAAUCAGAGCAAGGGUAUGGAUAGUGGUUUUGCUGGUGGUGAAGAUGAGACAUACAACGUGUACGACCAGCCGUUCCGCAGUGGCAGAGAUAUGGCCUCCAACAUCUACAGGCCCACCAAGAAUGUAGACAAAGACGCCUACGCAGAUGACUUUGACUCACUCAUGCACAACAACAGGUUUGCCCCAGACAAAGAGUUCUCAGGUGCUGACCACGGGCAGAGGCGUGAAGGACCCGUUCAGUUUGAGGAGGAUCCCUUCGGUCUGGAUAAAUUCUUGGAGCAAGCCAAGCAGCACGGCGGCUCGAAGCGGCCAUCCACCAGCAACCGCUCAAAGGAUGACUACCACGACAAGAAGCGCAGGAAGGAGUGAGAGCAUCUGGGCACACUGUUCAUAUAGGGCGCCUGAUGAGGAUGAGAGGGUAGUUGCUGCAUCCUCUCAGUGGUUGAGGGGUGUUAUGACAAACAAGUGUGUAUCAGGACUGGACUUUAAGAUUUUUGUCUUCUUUCCAUGAUUUUUGUCUUCUUUCAGUGUGAAAGAAGUUUGUCAGGCUGUGUAAAACUCUUGGUUUUCCACAAUGGUUGUUUAUUAGACUUUAUUAACCUAUUUUGAGCAUUUAUUGUCAGGCAAAGAAUGACGAGUGGAGUGAUUGUACGGGCCCUGCAUCUGAAACGUUACUCUUUAUACAGUGCAACCCCUUUCAUUUCACAUGUGGCUGAAACUGGUGAUAAUUGAGCUUGAAAAUAUGUAGAUUUUAGUCACUGUCUGUUUUUCUUUUUAUAAACCUGUAAUACUGAAGGUUGCAGAAUAAACCCAACAGAAGCUUAACAGAAACUCCUCAUUUUCUCCCCACAUUCCCUCCUUUUUGUUUUUGUUAUGUCAGUGUUUUAUUUAAACCCCUCGUGGGUUUUUUGAGUCCAUAUUUUAUGGCAGAUAUUAUGUACAGCAGUUUAAAUGUAUCUGGAAGAUGUAAAGCAAGCCAGCUUUAUAAUUCUUGUACAUUAAUACCAGUGGAUUAAAUUUCAUACUGUGUGUAA